Molecule: messenger RNA, 296 nt
Organism: Brassica oleracea var. oleracea
Lineage: Eukaryota; Viridiplantae; Streptophyta; Magnoliopsida; Brassicales; Brassicaceae
Product: DEAD-box ATP-dependent RNA helicase 14-like
Exons: 2
Biological process (GO): mRNA splicing, via spliceosome
Cellular component (GO): nucleus
Molecular function (GO): RNA helicase activity; ATP binding; nucleic acid binding
Source: RefSeq, a predicted model, not a curated record
AUGUCCUUUGAAACUACUGGUUUUCCUCCUGAGCUUCUGCGUGAGGUACUCACUGCAGGUUUCUCUGCUCCAACUCCGAUUCAAGCUCAGUCGUGGCCAAUUGCGAUGCAAGGUAGGGACAUAGUAGCCAUUGCUAAAACCGGCUCGGGAAAAACUUUGGGUUACUUGAUUCCUGGCUUCAUGCAUCUUCAACACAUCCGGAAUGAUUCGAGAAUGGGCCCAACAAUCUUGGUAUUGUCUCCAACGAGGGAGCUGGCCACACAAAUCCAAGACGAAGCUGUUAAAUUUGGGAGGUC